AUGCCAUUCCUUAAGGAUCGUAUAUUUAAUACUGAUUCUACUCAAUCGACGAGUUCAAUAACUGAGUAUAAUACACAUUAUAUGUUACCACGUCGAGAAGAUUAUAUUCCUCAUGUAGCUUUACCAAAAUUUGGUAAUAAUCGAAUACCAACACGUAGUCGUUCAUUUCUCUCUUUCGACGUCGAUCCAAAUUUUAUACCAAAAACAUCUGAAUAUGGUCUAGGUUUUACUAAUCAUCGUCCUAAACGACCUUAUGUCUUUCAGGCUAAAUCAACUCAUAUAUUUGAUGAUCCUUUUCCAGCACCGGAUCCAAUUCGUUUAAACUCAUCAUCAUCAGUUAUAAAAUCUAGUGAAUAUCAGGCACGUUUCGCAAAUAAUCGUACGAAAGACUUAGUCGCCGGACAGAUUUCUUCUCAAGCUAAUAUUCCAUCAGAUCCAAAAUUAAAAAAAGAACGUAUGACACGUAGUCAAUAUUUUCAUGAUCUUAUUACUGAUAGUGAUAAAUCUAAUGGUGGACAACGAUAUUUUGGUAAUAGCGAACAACGUCUUGCUUUUCAAUGGCCUUCUCAUAUACAAGAAGAAAUUUCUAAUACGUAUCAACCAACUUUUCGACAAAGUCUCUAUACUUCAAAUUAA
Messenger RNA from Adineta steineri, 636 nucleotides. The record is from the annotation of a GenBank genome assembly. Lineage: Eukaryota; Metazoa; Rotifera; Eurotatoria; Adinetida; Adinetidae.